Messenger RNA from Camellia sinensis, 1334 nucleotides. RefSeq names its product mitochondrial outer membrane protein porin 2. Gene Ontology annotation, cellular component: mitochondrial outer membrane. Gene Ontology annotation, biological process: monoatomic anion transmembrane transport. Gene Ontology annotation, molecular function: voltage-gated monoatomic anion channel activity. Lineage: Eukaryota; Viridiplantae; Streptophyta; Magnoliopsida; Ericales; Theaceae. The record is from RefSeq and is a predicted model, not a curated record.
CAUGUGAACCCCACACCCCCUCGGACCCCAGUUUCCCCUACGAUUCAUCCCCACAUUCGUGGUGACUACGAAAGUGAACCCCAAUUUUCUCUUCAUCACGGCCUCUCCUCCUUGCGAUUCACACUCUCACAGCUCUCUCUCUCUCUCUGUGCAAACAUGAGCAAGGGACCUGGACUUUUCUCUGAUAUCAGCAAGAAAGCCAAAGAUCUGCUGACAAAGGACUAUGUCUCCGAUCAGAAAUUCUCCGUCUCCACUUACAGUGACACCGGAGUGGCCAUCACAUCAACUGCGGUAAAGAAAGGAGGACUAUCUACUGGGGAUGUAGCAGCACAAUACAAAUACAAGAACAUUCUAAUUGAUGUCAAAUUUGAUGCGGCAUCAAGUAUCUCAACUACUUUAACUUUCACUGAUUUUGUUCCCUCAACAAAGACCAUUGCUUCAUUCAUACUGCCUGAUUAUAACUCUGGCAAGCUGGAGGUUCAGUACUUCCAUCACCAUGCAAACUUCACUACAGCUGUUACUCUGAGCCAAUCUCCUACCGUUGAUCUUUCUGCAACCAUUGGUAACCCAACUAUCGCUUUUGGUGCUGAGGCUGGUUAUGAGACCAAUUCCAGUAAAUUUACGAAGUAUACUGCUGGCAUUAGUGUGACAAAACCAGACUCUUGUGCUUCAAUAAUUCUGGGUGAUAAAGGAGACUCUAUAAGGGCAUCUUAUGUGCACUAUAUGGAUCAAAUAAAGCAGAGUGCUGUUGUGGGAGAGAUCACUAGAAAGUUUUCGACAAAUGAGAACACAUUUACAGUCGGUGGAUCAUAUGCAGUUGAUAACCUGACAGUGGUCAAAGCAAAGCUCAACAAUCACGGGAGGCUUGGGGCUGUCUUGCAGCACCAACUUGUACCAAAAUCACUUCUGACCAUCUCUAGUGAGUUUGACACCAAGGCCUUGGACAAAACACCCAGGUUUGGUUUGGCCCUUGCUCUCAAGCCUUGAUGAUGAUAUCAUGCUUUUGAAGUUUUUGUUUUGGUCACAUUUGAAAAAAGGAGCUCUCAAUAAGUAGUUCCACAGAGAUAUUUGUUUUAGGAUAUUAAUUAAUGACUCUGGAUAGAUACUUAGGCCCUUCCACUGUCAUUCUCUCUCUCUCUCUCUCUCUCUCUCUGUAUUUUCUUCUAUUUUUCUCUUCCAAGCAUCUUGACAUACUUGCAUAUUUAUUCUCUUGAUUUGGAGGAGCUUUUUGUUGGGAUUGGCAAAAAAUUUCUUAUCGGCUUUCUUAUGAAAGUAUGUUUUGGGAUUUUGGAUGUCAUUGGAAUAUACCACUGAUGGAAAACAGUUUUUGCUCA